Prorocentrum cordatum is the source of this 405-nucleotide messenger RNA. Lineage: Eukaryota; Dinophyceae; Prorocentrales; Prorocentraceae. The record is from the annotation of a GenBank genome assembly.
AUGCGGCCCUGCGAGGAGCUCUUCAACCGCUUCUCCAAAUUCGUAUCCGAGUUCGACGGGAUGGGUUUCCACCAGGAGCGCGGCAGCUCUUGCUGGGGCGAUCUUGCCGAGAAUUCUCGGUUCCAGGAUGUGGGUGGCGCGGGCCCCGCCUCCUUCCCCGAGCCCUUCGUCUCUCUGCCGAGGGCCGCGGGCUCAGAGAUCCAGGCCGUGCCCGAUGAUGUCCAGUGGAACUUUUCACGCUCGGAGCUGCACCGACUGAUUUAUUAUGGUGUGGAUGUGGUGGCCGCUUUCCGUGGGAACCGCGCGCGUAGUUUUCUUUUGGGCAGUGGUAUUCAACAAACUUAUUCCUUGUUGGGCAUUUUUAUUUGCGUUGGUGUUCGGCCCUCUCCCCCGAUUUCUGAAUAG